This is a messenger RNA of Ooceraea biroi (clonal raider ant), 1194 nucleotides long. RefSeq names its product small nuclear ribonucleoprotein polypeptide A'-like U2A (gene U2A). NCBI's taxonomy places the organism in Eukaryota, Metazoa, Arthropoda, Insecta, Hymenoptera, Formicidae. The record is from RefSeq and is a predicted model, not a curated record. Gene Ontology annotation, biological process: mRNA splicing, via spliceosome. Gene Ontology annotation, molecular function: U2 snRNA binding; protein binding. Gene Ontology annotation, cellular component: U2 snRNP.
GUUUGAUUGCGUUUAAUGUUCUAACCUCAUUGUGAACGUGCAAAGGGUACGGAUUGUAGUCGGUCGUAUCGUGCAAAACGCUGAAAGUUUUGCUGUAAAAUAGAUAUUUCGGUCGAUAAAAUUCCGAUUAUUGUCUGAAAAUGGUGAAACUGACGCCAGACUUGAUAGAGCAGUCGAUGCAGUACAUUAAUCCCGUGCGAGAUCGCGAGUUGGAUCUGAGAGGAUACAAGAUACCCACGAUUGAAAACCUGGGCGCGACUUUGGAUCAAUUUGAUACAAUAGAUUUUUCCGAUAACGAUAUACGUAAACUGGACGGAUUUCCGCUGUUGAAAAGAAUAAAGACCCUGUUCUUCAAUAAUAAUCGUAUCGUCAGAAUCGCUGAAGGAUUAGAGCACUGCAUACCAAACUUACAAACUCUGAUGUUAACCGGCAACAUGAUACAAGAACUGGGAGACCUGGAGCCGCUGAUACCACUGCAAAAUCUCGCGAAUCUGUGUUUGCUUCAAAAUCCAGUGUCGGCCAAACCGCAGUACAGACAGUACGUCGUAUACAGAUUUCCACAGCUCAAGUUGCUCGACUUUCGAAAGAUCAAGCAGAAGGAACGCGAGGCAGCGAUCGAGUACUUCAGAAGCAAACGUGGCAAGGAGAUGGCACGUGAAAUAGCAAAGAAAGUGAAGGCGCAGGCAGCUGGUAUGUCUACGGACAAGCCCUUGACCACUCCUGAGGAACGUAACAAAAUUCGCGAAGCCAUCACGAACGCCUCCUCCUUGGAAGAGGUGCAGAGACUUAGCAAAUUAUUACAGGCUGGUCAUAUACCUGGCGAGGAACGAUUGCAAAACGGCAACGGAACAGUGGAACCUAUGGAAGAGGAUGAUGAUUAAGUCAGCUAUCUUUUGUAUGUAUAAUUUAAGUCCGAAAAGAACUUCCUCCAUACUGUACGUGUAAGUAUGCAACUCGCAGCAAGUGAAUAUGACAUAAUGCAAUGUGCAUCUGAUGCUGAUAAGAAAUUGUAUACUACACAGAUAGCAUCUAUGCUGAUGCAGAUACUACUUUUUUUUGUUAAAAUAAAGAGGAUUUGAUAUUAAAAUUAGCCUGGAAGCGAUUUCUACUGUUACAAACGUUCAGUAUUACAAAUGCAAUUUUAAUAUAUCGAUAUGUUUAUUUCAGCUUCGAAUAAAUCGAUUCUUCAAGAGA